AUGUCUUCGUCCAAAUCACCAAAGAACAGCAAAGCCACUCGGGUUCACUCUACCAAGAUUGUGGACUCACCAGUUGCUGCGACGAUUGACUCCUCAACCAUGCCAUCCCAGUUCAACAAAAAAGACAGCGGUGCUCCAGUAACUGCUAAGCCUUUAUCAGAAGACAAAAGCACCAAGCCGUCGAAACCUGAAUCCGUACCUGCAUCUACUCCUGCUCUGGAAGAACAAGUCCCAUCUGAUGCUGAGAGUGACUCGGGUCAAGAUGAGAUCUCACCAGCCGGUCCAGAUACACAACUCUCGGCUCAGGAGGCAAAACUGGUCAACGUGUUCCGACGCACAGUCAAAAACGUCAGUGGCGAACCUGCUGCAGCCAAGUCAGCAGCAGUAGCAACUGCUGUAUCCUCAAAGGAAGCAUCGAAGCCAGCUCGUGGAUCUCGCCUGGAACUCAAGGAAGUGUACGAAGCCUGGGACACCAAAACCUUCGCUUACAAACUCACUGAGCCCUCGCACUCGUCAAACAUUACCGAGCUAGAGACCUACGCCUUUGUAUGUCGCGUCCGUAUUCUAAAGAAAGAUGAACAGCGAGUGUACUACGUGGACAUCCAUGCUACUGGACUGCGCGACAUGCUCUGUGAGGUGCUUAAGGACGUGCAUUGGGUCAAUCUCAAAGUCGAGAAGUUGGAGCUCGAGCAGAAUCUGUUGUACCACUACUUGCCGACCUUGCAGAAGUACCUCGACAAGUGCACUCAGGAUAAGACCUGGCCGCAGGUAGAUCGCGAAGCCCUUAGAUAUCUGCUGUGCACCAUGAAAACGCGUACAGCCGAGACCACGGCACGACUCCAGUCCUUGCUCGAGACGGGUAGGAUUACCUAUGAGCUGCUGUGGGCGCUGUUUCCACCCAACACACUCGUGCUCACCAUGUGUCCAGGCAGCCACCAAGUCCGGUGUCUGCGCUUUCAGUUCGCCUACGAGGACAAGACCGAGCAAGGCGUGGAACAUCUGGCGUUGCAGUGCGAGUACAUCGAUUAUGAUGGGAAGAUUCUGGGUUGGGUUGCCGAAGACCUGCAUCUGGACCGAUUUCAUGGUACUCUCCCAAUCACCUCCCUACCAGUCUACCCCAUUCACUAUUACCCUGAUCCACAAAUCGAUCAAGUUCUGGCCCAUCGAGGUCGACGAUUCAUCGGGCUAAUGGGCAGCCAUCACUGCAUGUAUCGUGGUACCGCCUUUCUGCAGAUCAAGGACGGCUACAAACGCCUGACCAUUCAGUCCAAUAUCAUGGUCGACGCCAGCGAGUUUAGCAAGACCCAUCCCGGCUACACUCGACUAACCACACGACAUGUACAAGUGGAGUAUCUCUUUCAUCAAGUCACACAGUCGCAUCGGGUCAUCGGUCGCAGUCUCAGCCCUGCAACCUUGAGCGACAACGAGCUUAUGAUGUGUCCGCCCACGGUGCUCGGAUGUGGUCUAGGACUCAAGUUUUGGGGCGAGUUUGUCGUCGACCAUAUUCAUCGCAUUGAUUGGCCUUCUGCUCCCUUCGAUCGGGUCGCCAUUCCACGCAGUAUCAAGACCACUUUGAUGAGCGUGACGCAACAGUACUUUAGCUCACCUCAUGGUGAGCCAGCUGCGAUGCAAGAGAUAGGCACAGUCCGCCGUGGCAUUCGUAUCUUGCUGCACGGCCCUCCAGGAGUGGGCAAAACCCUGACCGCUCAGGCUCUCGCCUGUCACCAUCAACGACCCUUGUAUCCGAUUUCCAGCGCCGACCUGAGCUCUGACCCCCACGAGCUGGAUACACAACUGCCCCAGUUCUUCCGCGCGGCUCUCGCGUGGAAUGCGGUGCUGUUGAUGGAUGAAGCGGACAUUUUCCUCCAGGCACGCACUCCGACUACGCUCGACCGAAAUCGACUGGUGGGCAUCUUCCUGACGCGCUUGGAACAAUUUUCGGGCAUCAUGGUUCUUACCACCAAUCGUUUGGAUGACAUAGAUCUGGCUAUCUUGGACCGCGUGCUCCUGAAGAUUGUAUAUCACCCACUGACUCCGGGUGCGAGACGUGACGUGCUCCAGAGUUUGCUCAAGACCAUCCCUGACAUUACGGAAGAGCAGAUGGAAGGCUUUGACGAGGCUUUUCUCCAGCGAUUUACGAGGAUAAAGGCCAACGGCCGUCAAAUCACCAACGUGUUUGAGGUGGCCACAAGGCUCGCGGAGGCCUCAGGUGACGCCUUCCAUCGCCACCAUCUGGAAGGUGCACUGGAGGUCAGCGGGUUGGUGUUGCCAGGAGAGGAUGCUGAAGAAGACUUGUACGACGACUGA
Messenger RNA from Lithohypha guttulata, 2307 nucleotides. RefSeq lists its product as uncharacterized. The transcript is spliced from 8 exons. Lineage: Eukaryota; Fungi; Ascomycota; Eurotiomycetes; Chaetothyriales; Trichomeriaceae. The coding region runs from base 1 to 2307 and encodes 768 amino acids. The record is from RefSeq and is a predicted model, not a curated record. Gene Ontology annotation, molecular function: ATP hydrolysis activity; ATP binding.